AUGCACUGCCCAGAGGCCGCUCUUCCUAUAGUUAGCCUACUCGGAAUAGUCCGAAGUGAGGGAGGCCAGUUGAACAACGGGUCUACUCUGUUGCAUUACGACCUCGAGACAAAUGUCUAUGACCUCUCUAACAAGGCGUCUGUGACAUUUACUGUUUCCAUCUACUUCAGGAACGGAAACCGUUGGACGAAUUUUCCCGUUCUUGCUAGGCAGUCACGCAUAUUUAUCGCGGGACGCAUUUUCGGUAUCACUACCAGCACGCCUCGGCUCGCUAUUGGCGUGGAUGACGUUUAUUUUAUUCCAACUAUCGGCUCCACUUUGACAGCUCCAGUGACACCAACCUCGUCAGCAGGAAAGCAGAAACAAGCAGAUAGAUGGAACAGUCGUGCCAACCCAGUAACUCCAAUAAAGAGACCUCGAAUGUUGAACGCCAGCUCUGACUCCCAACCACAAGACGAGACCUGUCCCUCUACUGAGACGCACCUUCCAAUAGAAUCUGGAACCUGUGACGAAACUUUCCUUAACGAUACAACUACCAACAAACUAACUCACCUGGAUGACGGGUCGUCGGCUGACACAAUCCUCCGCGGUCGUCCACCCAAGAGAAGUCGUAAAUUUUCGAAGGUAGAUUAA
Molecule: messenger RNA, 633 nt
Organism: Penicillium subrubescens
Lineage: Eukaryota; Fungi; Ascomycota; Eurotiomycetes; Eurotiales; Aspergillaceae
Exons: 1
Coding region: 1-633 (210 amino acids)
Source: RefSeq, a predicted model, not a curated record